ACAAAUGCUACAGUUUAUUAUUACUAUGUUAACAGUGUCCACGGAUAAUAUUAUUAGCCACCUAUUCUCUAUCAGAAAUGAAGUCGUAAAUCCCUGUGUAUUGGUGGAUUGGCUGGCUCGUGAUCCCGCAGUAAUGGGCGGAAACUUCCUAAAAUAACUCGUCUUGGAAAAGUGCACGCAAUGGCUGGCGUUCUCCCGAUAACGCGCCAGAUCGCGCGCUCCGUCCAGGAGAACAAACGCGCUUCACACGAUCUGUGCGUGUCUGAGGUCAGCGACUGUCUGAUAUUUGAUCGACACGGUGUCUGUAAAACCUUCAGCAGUUUGUUUCAACACAACAAAGCCAUCAUUGUCUUCGUGAGGAACUUCUUGUGCUACACAUGCAAAGAAUAUGUGGAGGAUUUGGGAAAAAUACCUCAGCAAAUGUUGCAGGAAUCGAAUGUCAGAUUAGUGGUGAUUGGACAGUCAUCGUGGCGUCAUAUAGAGGCUUUCUGCUCCCUGACAGGCUACUCUCAUGAAAUAUAUGUUGAUCCGGAGAGACAAAUUUACAAAAAACUUGGGAUGAGAAGAGGAGAGACAUACAUGGAGACACCGUCCAGCAGUCCUCAUGUGAAGUCUGGGCUCGUGAUCGGGAAUCUGCGGAGCGUGUGGCGUGCCGUGAACAGCCCUGCGUUUGACUUCCAGGGAGAUCCGCUGCAGCAAGGAGGCGCUCUCAUCGUAGGCCCAGCUCCAGAGGUUCAUUUUGCUCAUUUUGACAUGAACCGGUUGGACCACAUGCCCAUCAACUGGUUGCUUCAGUUAGCAGGCCUUCAAACGCUGGACUUCAGCGGUUCACACAAAAUCAUUCACAUCUGAAGGGAAAGGGAGCUUUUAAGAGUUAGACAUGAUGGAAAGGCGCUCGAUGCUUUAUAAUGCAAUGCUGGUCUUUGUUUGAACAAUGUAAGGGCUCACAAUUGUUGUUUUUUUUUUUAUAUAUAUCAUUUGUGUUUAAUAGGAGCAAGCCAUUCCACUGCUAGGGACCCUUGAUUAUAUUUGAUACAUUACACACACACAAAAAUAUCUAUCUAUCUAUCUAUCUAUCUAUAUCUAUGUAUAUACACAGGUCAUAUUGUGGUAUAAAACACUUGUUUCAGUGUAAAUCUCAUAUAAAUAUGUCCAAGUUGUGUUUAAUUCUCAAGAAAUGGAUUUACCUAAAGGAAAUUAUAGGACAAUUAUUAUUAUUUUUACAUUGUGCAUUGUUUAAAUUAUUCUCAUUAUCAUUGGAGUCUACAAAACAAUAAAAAACAUUUUAAAUAAAUAUUUAUAUAAAAGACUAUACAAAAAAUGUUGC
Molecule: messenger RNA, 1327 nt
Organism: Carassius gibelio (silver crucian carp)
Lineage: Eukaryota; Metazoa; Chordata; Actinopteri; Cypriniformes; Cyprinidae
Gene: prxl2c
Product: peroxiredoxin like 2C
Exons: 7
Coding region: 181-852 (223 amino acids)
Source: RefSeq, a predicted model, not a curated record